AUGCACUUCCCAAUAAGCCCCAGUCUCACCCUCCUCACCCUCCCGCUAUUGAUCCCACAAGCAACAGCAUGGGGCAGCCUGGGGCACCGCACAGUCGCGUACCUAGCAUCGAUGCACUUCACGGCGCAAAGCAACAUUCUCACCAACGUGCUGCUCAACGGACAAGACAUCUCGGAGGCGGCGCUCUUCCCAGAUAAAGUGCGCCACAUGCCGGCGUUCGCGUACUCGGCGCACUGGCACUUCAUCGACGCCCGCGACUCGCCGCCCGCACAGUGCGGCAUCAACAUGACGCGUGACUGUCUCGCCGCCGACGGUGGGUGCGUCGUGUCGGCCAUCGCGAACCAUACGGCGCGCGUGGCGGAUGUGAAGCUGGAGCGCUUCUUCCGUGGUCAGAGUCUGCGCUUCAUGAUGCAUUUCUUCGGUGAUGUCCAUCAGCCGUUGCAUACGGAGGCCGAGGGGAGAGGUGGCAAUGAUAUCCCUGUCGUGCUGGAUGGUGUCCAUACGAACUUGCAUAGUGUUUGGGAUACGGCGAUUCCAAAGAAGCAUGCGGGUGGAGCGGUUGGUGGUGGAGUCGAGGGUGAGAUGGAGGCCGCUUGGGCUUGGGCUACCCGGUUGUAUGGUGUGAGGGAUGGGAUGCAGGAGAAGGAGUGUGUGAGUGAUGCGCCGGCUUGUGCAUUGGAGUGGGCCAGCGAGGUGAAUUCUUAUGUUUGUUCCUAUGUCAUGGCAGAUGGGUAUAAGGAUCAGGAUCUGAAUGGGACUUAUUACGAUGGAGCAGUGCCGAUUAUCGAUGAUCUGGUUGGGAAGGCGGGUAGGAGGUUGGCUGCUUGGAUCAAUGCUAUCUCUGGCCAGGAAGGACUUGCAUUGCAGACUCAAUAA
Molecule: messenger RNA, 876 nt
Organism: Exophiala bonariae
Lineage: Eukaryota; Fungi; Ascomycota; Eurotiomycetes; Chaetothyriales; Herpotrichiellaceae
Exons: 1
Coding region: 1-876 (291 amino acids)
Biological process (GO): DNA catabolic process
Molecular function (GO): endonuclease activity; nucleic acid binding
Source: RefSeq, a predicted model, not a curated record